Ziziphus jujuba (common jujube) is the source of this 714-nucleotide messenger RNA. RefSeq names its product protein PLASTID TRANSCRIPTIONALLY ACTIVE 7. The record is from RefSeq and is a predicted model, not a curated record. Gene Ontology annotation, cellular component: plastid-encoded plastid RNA polymerase complex. The transcript is spliced from 4 exons. The coding region runs from base 110 to 622 and encodes 170 amino acids. Lineage: Eukaryota; Viridiplantae; Streptophyta; Magnoliopsida; Rosales; Rhamnaceae. Gene Ontology annotation, biological process: plastid transcription.
UAUACACAAAUUUUGCUGGCAUUUUAUUCACAUUUUGUGAAGGAGUCAUCCAAAGUGUAGAGCAGCAACUCACAGGGCACAGAGAGUGAGAGAGAGAGAGAACAUAACCAUGGCUUCUCUGACUCUACCCGUCACUCUUUCACCUGCUCUAUCUAGGAUAGAGAUGAGAGCGGGAAAUUCAUUUGCUUUCAGUUUUAGCUGCUCUUCAAGAACACAGAAUUUGCAGAUAGUGUCCCAGAUGAAAAAAGAUGGUAAAGGUCGGCGAGUGUGGCGGCGAAGAAAAUUGACCAAGAAGGAUGAUAUGUUGGACUACAAAAUGGAGCGAGUGCCAUUCUUGGAGGAGCAAGUUAGGAAGAUACAAGAAGGUGGGAAGCUGCUGACAAUGGACAUAGAGAGACUAAUGCUAUCAGAGGACAACCGGUUUGAUUUUGUGAAUGAAAUAGCGGCGGAGGCCAAUGAGUAUGUAGAGAGCAACAGAGAUGAGUAUGGAGGUUCCAAGAAAGCCAUCCUUCAUGUGCUCAGUAACCGUGUGAAUGAUUCUGGGUUUUACAGACCAGAAGCAUAUGCAGAAUCUGAUCCAUUCAAGCCUGGACCCUCUUAUUUAAAAGAAGAAUUUACAUAAGAGAAUUGUAUAAAUAGUGCUGGAGGAUAUUAUUUGUAACUUUUUGUUCAUCUUUUAGUAAUCUAGCUUUGUGGUUCCUUGUGUUUUUGUUA